Gloeophyllum trabeum ATCC 11539 is the source of this 369-nucleotide messenger RNA. RefSeq lists its product as uncharacterized. The transcript has 2 exons. The record is from RefSeq and is a predicted model, not a curated record. The coding region runs from base 1 to 369 and encodes 122 amino acids. NCBI's taxonomy places the organism in Eukaryota, Fungi, Basidiomycota, Agaricomycetes, Gloeophyllales, Gloeophyllaceae.
AUGCUCAGAGUAUCUUUAUUCAGCCUAGGCUUCCUUCUUUUGUCUGUUGUUGUAGUCCACGCCCACCCGUACAGUGACGUCCACCGCCAUAGCGAGCGUGCUCUUGCCAAAUCCUCUGCUGAAUGGCCCACGUACAAGUGCCAGAACGGCGAUCCCGGGACUCCCUACAAGAACUUCACUGUAGGGAGCACCGGCAAGGCCGCGUACAGUUGGACCUGCCAGGGCGAUAUCCCCCAGAUACCCACGAAGAACAACGGCACGGUUUUGCAGAAGGGGAAGAUCAAUCCGGCCCCUCCUGCUCCGAGACACAAGAAGAGAGAUUAUGACCUCCUAGGGGAGGCGUGUACUGUGUGGUGUAACAGCGGGUAG